AAAUUAGUCAUGGAUUUGGUACACGCCCUAAUCUGUCCGACUGACCGUGAUCACCAUGCGAACGAAUAUACCGGAAGUCACAAUUGUUUGAAUAGUUGUGGAGGGAAUGGUAUAUUGGAAACAAUGGACAGACGUGAAAGGGUACAAGAUCGAACCCAAAGCAAUAAAUGACACAAAAGAGACAGAUGGAUAUAUGAGGUUGAAAGAAAAAAUGAUUAUACGAUGAACCAUGUUUUUCCAUGCACUCACCACUUCGGUUUUGUUUGCUGCUGUAAUCCUCGCCAGGGAGCUCGGUUGGAUGAAAUGGGAUGCCUUUGACGAGCUGGAUCAACAAUUCCAAAGCGUUACAGGAGAAAACUGCAGAUCAAAGCGACUAGAAGAUCUUCUAAUGCCAGAAAAUGUGGUCACGCAAAUACCUCUGUACAAUAAACUGCAGACCAGUAUAUUUUACAAGAAUCGGACCAAUCUCGUUCACUUGCACAAUAUGGCUCUGAACAGAGCGUUCUUCUUCGGAUACAUCCAUCAAAGACUGAACACUUCCGACACCUUCAAACUUCUGCCAAACGUUCACUAUUUACACUUGUCCGUUUCAGCUGACUUGAAUGCGAACCCAACAGUCAUAAAUGGUAGUGCUUUGUAUUUUGAUAACGAUUGCUAUUAUCCCAACUGGCUUAUUAACUACAACAUAAAUAAGACAAUCCCGUUGUUUGCACCCCGGGCUUGGAGAUGGGACGAUACAUUCGAUAUGGAUAACCAUCUGAGGGAACCCACUCUGGACACGGCUUUCGUGUUGGAUGCUGGCAGUGGAUUCAACAAAAACUACACCGUAAAAAGCUUUCGCAUGAACCCUUGGUACAACUUCUGGCUACCCGACAACCAACCGAUAUACGACUCUACUCACAAAUUCACGUGGGGCGUGCAUUUAAAGUUUACCAACAGUUCGGGAGUGUUCAGACAGAAAACGUUUGAGGAGUACAAUUUUUUCGGUCCCAAUAACCCUGGAAUGCAUGACACCGAGGAGAAACUCCCCGUGCGCUUUACGAGACCUUACUUUGACUGUGGACGGUCAAACAAGUGGGUGGUGUCUGCGGUGUCCCCAAUCACCGACUUCAUGCCGAGGUAUAGCAACUGGACCCACUUAAGACGACCAAGGUUUAUUGGAGUAGCUGUGAUGGACACAGACUUCGAAAGAAUCGACUUCAAUCCGUGCGAUGCAGGGGACGGGAAUCCGGGACCGAGUUACCUGGCUGGCACCCACAGGUGUAAGAAACACUCGGGGUGUAAGCAUCUGAGUGGUUUUGGGUUCAGGCGAGGUGGCUACCGCUGUAAAUGCCGAUGGGGUCAUCGUUAUCCAAACGACAUAGAACAGCCUUACUGGGGAUACAAUAUCGAACAGUCCACCUUAACUGAAUAUAGGAAAGGUUUCAACUGUCCAGCCGUAGAUUAUAUGCAUGUUUUACCGGUGAUUAGUCAAGUAUCUAGCGUCUCUGUUGAAUUCUUUGAAGAAGAAUACAACACAGGAGUCUUUCAAUCUCGAUCACUGAAAUCCGUGAACAUUAUAAAAUCUCCAAGAGGUUUUGAAGAAAGGACAAACCCUAACCGCAAGAAGAGGUCCCUAUACGGUAGACCUUUGUUUGACCCUUCGGCUUAUGAAAGAGUUCUAAGAAUUUACCGCCAGAAAACCAGUGUGACAAAAUCAAACUGCAAGAAACUUUCUCCAUCUUCUCUCAUUCUUCCUGGGGACGUUGGGUAUGGUGUGGACUCUCAGUUCAAGUAUCAGGCUAGCACCGCCCUCAGACUGGCCCAUUUCCUGUCCGCUUUUCUUCAGAAUAUGGAAGACAUGGAUUCGUUUGGACACAUUAAAGGAGGAGGUCGUCUGCAUCAAGAACAUUUGUUUGGAGAAGUAUUAGCCAACGUUAUGGCCGAUUUCAAAAUAUUGUCUAGUGGUAUAUUCUAUGAACCGUACACUUUUCGAAAUCCUAAUGAAACAGUUCGUGAAUUAUUUGGACCCUAUGCUUACAGAAAGAACGGAGGUUUUUAUGCUCUUGACUCGGCAGGACUUGAUAGGCAUUACACACUUGAGCUGUGGUACCGAGAGAUGAAAUAUCGGUGGAAUACGAACACAGAAUUCCUAAAAACCUUCAAUAUCCGGUCAAUGAUGCGUUCGGAUAUAAACGGAUCAAGUAGUGUCCGACACGAACAUUUUCCUGUGACCUACAGAGCUCCAACCAUUGAGCAAGGUCUGUGGAUGCCGCCUGUGUUCAAAUGUGAUGACCGUGUGGAUACUUGGGUCAUGACAUAUGUAGUGCCAUUCUUUCGGGGAAUCAAAAUAUCUCGAAAAGUUCAGUUCUCAGGGGUAGUAACAAUUGAUGUGCCACUCGAUCUCCUGGAGAUAAAUCCUUGUCCCCAACCUUUCCAUGUUCAGAAUGCUUUCAAAAACACUGCCCGGUGCCAUACAGAAUCUACAACUUGUCGCCGGAUUAAGGGGUUCCGGUUUUCUCGGACAGCGUAUGGCUGUGACUGUAAACAAGGCUACGAGUAUAUAUUCAAAGACAAUAAGAGAUGGAUUGCUGGGGCGCUGAUAGAGCUGGAAUAUCAGAAGAAACUAAGAGGGCUAUUCAGCAGAUACGACUCGCUGAAAUGCAGAAUUUCUAGUGAUUCCAAGAUAUCGUAUAGUUCUGUGAUUGUUUUCGCUAACUUAUUUAUUGUAUGUGCAUUUCGUUAUUUAUGAGGACAUACUUAUAAUCUGUAUUAUAUUUAAAUUUUAAAUAUAUAUCAAAUAUGGUCACACUUGUACAUUGCACAGUUCUAGCUAUUAUAAUAGUAAAUUGAAGUAUUUAUGGUUGUAUGUCAUGUAAUACCGGUAUAUUAUUUAUCUUUAUAUUCAUUUGCUACACUUUUUAUAUUUUUAGAAUUAAUAAUUUAUAGUUUUUAUAGUAUUUUUAUAAUUAAUAAAUAUCUUGCUUUCACUGAAAUAUAUCUUUAGCUAGUUUUGU
This is a messenger RNA of Magallana angulata, 2996 nucleotides long. RefSeq lists its product as uncharacterized. NCBI's taxonomy places the organism in Eukaryota, Metazoa, Mollusca, Bivalvia, Ostreida, Ostreidae. The transcript has 9 exons. The coding region runs from base 230 to 2731 and encodes 833 amino acids. The record is from RefSeq and is a predicted model, not a curated record.